CAGAGGUACGACACAUAAUCGUAUUUAAAUUUUAAGUGUUUUUCGUCAAAUAUUUGGUGUUUCGUAAAAAAUUAAACAUAACGAAAAUUGGCAUUAGCUUCUGAGUGAGCAAAAUUAUAAUUUCGAGACAAAGGUUCGACUAGCAGUUAGACAAAAAAUGGUCUGGCUACAUUCAUGUUGGUCACCAUGCAUAUGGACAAAUUCAGUAAAAACCGGAAGCUACGCCGUGGCGGCUUAUACUGUGGCGAUAAGCGUAGUGCUCAUUACAAUGACGGCUUAUAUGCUUGCUGGUGGCGAUUCAUCUCAGUUGUAUUCGCCUCUUUUUGAGACAGAUAUUCGCGACUCGAUGCAAGUGGUUGGUGGAUUUUUUAUCGCAUACUUCAUUCUGCUGAUAUUAUCUGCAGGGGGAAUAUGCUAUUCGCUGAAAACUACUACCCGCGGCUGGAUGAUUCCAUGGCUAACGUUGUUUGGAGUAGGAAUUCUAUUUCAAUUUGUUUUUGGUCUAUGGCUGAUUGGUGGAUACUACAUAUACCUACAACAAACUCUUUCUAGUUUAAUUUUGUGGGUGUGGAUGGCAUACAAUAUUUACUGUUGGAUGUGUGUCUAUUCACAGUAUCAAAUAUUCGUCGGAAUGCAGUCGCCUAAUAUAGAACUUCUGAUGCCUUAACUUCUAUCACGAAGAAAACAAAGAUAUUCCAGUAAUAUUUUAUAACUUUUUAUACACUGACAAUUUCAAGUUAUUUUGAAUGGUUUAUAUAACAGAUACAUUCAAUAAGAGCAUUUUUGUACAGUAUUAUACUGCCGUACAAACAUUAGGUUAGUAAUGCCAAUAUCAACUAUAGUAAGCAGAUUUAGGUGCCGAACCGUCCACUAAGUACGACAUGUACCUGUUAUCUUACUCCGCGGUUGUUUUUUUUUUCAUUUAAACUUGAAUAUGACGUAAUCGUUCAUUUCCUUUCAAAAGUUUUAAAACAAAUCGAAUUUCACUGAAAUAAAUCAGUGGUACUCACAUAAUUUUCGAAUAUAUGUUCUCAUUAAUUUUACUUUGCUUUAAAUUACUAUUGCUCCUUUAGUGUUCUAUAACGUUAUAUUAAAUUACAAUAAGCUUUUUUUGUAUUACCUGCAAAUUCAACCGU
This is a messenger RNA of Sabethes cyaneus, 1136 nucleotides long. RefSeq lists its product as uncharacterized. The coding region runs from base 158 to 667 and encodes 169 amino acids. The record is from RefSeq and is a predicted model, not a curated record. The transcript is spliced from 5 exons. Lineage: Eukaryota; Metazoa; Arthropoda; Insecta; Diptera; Culicidae.